Ostreobium quekettii is the source of this 1716-nucleotide messenger RNA. The record is from the annotation of a GenBank genome assembly. Lineage: Eukaryota; Viridiplantae; Chlorophyta; Ulvophyceae; Bryopsidales; Ostreobiaceae.
AUGUACAGAGCUCUGGGUGGAGAGUUGCGCCACACCUGGCGACUACGCGGGCGCCGCGAGGCCCCCCAGAAGGAUGCGCUCGUGGACCUUGCCCGCCGCCUGUGGCUGUGGGGUGCCGGCGAUUCCGGGGCGUCUGAAGCGGGCCCCUCCGUCACCCGUGUCGCGUUCGAUGCCAGGCAAUGGGUCCACUCCGGCCUCAGGGCUUCAUCAGGCCUUGCGUCCCCGCACCGGCCGACAGGGGGCGAGGGGAGCAACGCCGAGCUGAAGCGGGGGCCGGCGCGGCGAGGCGUCGCGGGCAGCGCCGCAUCAUUGGGGGAGCCGGCCGCGCAGCAAUCUGAAUCGGAUGCCGCUGGGGAUGGCCUGGGCAGCUCGGAGGACUGCCUCGGCGCCGAGCUGACCCCCACCGCGGUGGUCGAGCAGCUGGACAGGUUCAUCGUGGGCCAGGCGGACGCCAAGCGCUCCGUGGCGAUCGCCCUGCGCAACCGCUGGCGGCGGCACAAGAUCAGCGCGCCGCUCAACCAGGAGAUCGUGCCCAAGAACAUCCUGAUGAUCGGCCCCACAGGCUGCGGCAAGACCGAGAUCGCCCGGCGGCUGGCCAGACUGGCAAACGCGCCGUUCGUAAAGGUGGAGGCCACGAAGUUCACGGAGGUGGGGUUCCACGGGAGGGACGUGGAUCAGAUAAUCAGGGACCUGGUGGACAACGCGGUGGUGUUGAUGAAGUCCAAGCUGAGGCAGAAGCUGUCGGCGGAGGUGGCCAAAUCCGUGGAGGACAGGAUCCUGGAGAAGCUGGUGGGGCCGUCGCAGGACGACUCGCGGGACAAGAAGGCCUUUCUGGACCUGCUGAGGAAGGGCGCCUGCGACGACCAGGAGAUCGAGUUCGAGGUGCCCAGCGGCUCGGGGAGGCUGGCGAUUGACGGCCCGCUGGCCAUUGGCGCCAUGCCGGAGUUCUUCUUGAAGGUAGACAAGAUGAUCCAUGCACACAGGGCCGACAAACGCAAAAUGAAGGUCUCUGAGGUGCGGCCCAUGAUUGAGGAACAGGAAUUUGAUCGCCUUCUACCCCACGAUGUGCUGCAUCGCGAAGCCAUCAAAGCUGUAGAGCAGGAUGGGAUCGUGUUCAUUGAUGAGGUUGACAAAAUCGUUGUCAACAGGGAGCACUACCAUGGCGCAGACGCCAGCUCGGAGGGCGUCCAGCGUGACCUGCUGCCUAUCAUAGAGGGCUCGAUUGUCAACACGAAGUACGGAAACGUGAGCACAGACCACAUAUUGUUCAUCUGCAGUGGGGCCUUUCACCAAUGCAAGCCAUCAGACAUGUUAGCUGAGCUUCAAGGACGCCUGCCCAUUCGAGUCGAGUUGAAGGGACUGACGAAAAACGACUUCUACCGGAUCCUGACGGAGCCUGAAAUGAACAUGAUCAAACAGCAGAAGGCCCUGCUGGAAACGGAGGGCGUCCAGCUGCGCUUCACCGACGCGGCGAUCUGGGAGAUUGCGCGUGUGGCCGAGGAGGUGAAUCGAACGGUUCACAACAUCGGCGCUCGGCGGCUGCACACCGUCCUGGAGCGCAUCUUGGAGGACAUCAGCUUCCAGGCACCAGAGAAGGCCCAGCAGGCCAGAGAGGCAGGAAAGGAUGCCUACCAGCAUGUUGUGGAGGACCGGGACGUGACGACCUGCGUGGGCAACCUUGUGAAGAAAGUCGACCUUUCAAAAUACGUCCUGUAG